Messenger RNA from Falco peregrinus (peregrine falcon), 5674 nucleotides. RefSeq names its product glutamate receptor interacting protein 2 (gene GRIP2). Gene Ontology annotation, biological process: neurotransmitter receptor transport, endosome to postsynaptic membrane. The transcript is spliced from 24 exons. Gene Ontology annotation, molecular function: protein binding. The record is from RefSeq and is a predicted model, not a curated record. NCBI's taxonomy places the organism in Eukaryota, Metazoa, Chordata, Aves, Falconiformes, Falconidae. The coding region runs from base 397 to 3690 and encodes 1097 amino acids.
GGUUGGAUGGAGAGGUUUCUAAAAGGAUGUUACUUGACCUUUGCUACUCACUCUUUCGGCAGCUUCUCAGUAGCCAGGAGGCGUCCUAGAAGAAGAUAAUUAGGCUUGUGCUAUUUCAACCUCCUCUGAUCCCUAAGAAAGAGUUAAUUACAGUCUUUUCCCUCUUGCUCAAAGGUGGCUGGGUAUUAUUAUCAGAGCUGUAAUUAUUCAUGCUAAUUGCUUAUUUGGAGAGGGAGAGAGAAUGAGAGAGAGAAACCCCGGACUCCACAUCAGUGAUCAGCAGAGCAGACCAGGUGCGCUUCGUUAAGGCUGGAGCGAGGGUAGUGCUAGGGGUGGAAGGAGGUUCGGAUGCCGGAGUAGUUGUGAGCAAGUGGUGGAGCAGACCUGGUCCUGCUAAUGCUGCCACCUCCUCUGGGACUGAGAAAAAAGAGCAUGCACUUCUUGCAGACCUUCCUCCGGUGGAGGGCACUCCGAGACGAUGGCCCUUACUCGAAGGGGAGCAAAGACUCCAGUGGGAUGGACGCAGCCCUGGUCUCCAGGAGGCAAAGCAUCCCAGAGGAAUUUAGAGGGGUCACCAUUGUGGAGCUGAUUAAGAAGGAAGGAAGCACCCUCGGGUUAACCAUUUCAGGUGGCACAGACAAAGACGGAAAGCCAAGAGUCUCCAAUCUGAGGCCAGGAGGACUGGCUGCAAGAAGUGACCAGCUGAAUGUCGGGGAUUACAUCAAGUCCGUGAAUGGUAUUAACCUGACCAAGCUGCGGCAUGAUGAGAUCAUAAGCCUGCUGAAAAACGUGGGCGAAAGGGUAGUGCUGGAAGUAGAGUAUGAGCUUCCACCAGCUGUGCCAGAGAGUAGCGCUGGCAUUAUUCCCAAGACCAUCGAGGUGUCCCUCUACAAGGAAGGCAACAGCUUUGGCUUUGUGCUGAGAGGGGGAGCCCAUGAAGACUGGCACAAGUCCAGACCACUGGUGCUCACCUACGUGAGGCCAGGUGGUCCAGCAGACAGGGAAGGGUCCCUGAAAAUUGGGGACAGGCUGCUGAGCGUUGAUGGGAUCCCUCUGCACAGCAUGACUCACGCUGAUGCCCUCAACAUCCUGCGGCAGUGCAGCCAGGAGGCACUCUUCCAGAUCGAGUAUGAUGUGACCAUCAUGGACACUGUAGCAAAUGCAUCAGGUCCUUUAUUAGUUGAAAUAGCAAAGACUCCGGGGUCUACGCUAGGAAUCACACUGACGACAACCAUGCACCGGAACAAGCAGGUCAUAGUCAUCGACAAGAUCAAGCCAGCCAGCGUGGUGGACAGGUGUGGCGCAUUGCAUGUUGGCGACCAUAUUCUCUCCAUCGAUGGCACAAGCACAGAGCACUGCUCCUUACUAGAGGCAACUCAGCUUUUAGCUGCCACUUCAGAAAAUGUCAAGCUAGAGAUACUACCUGUUCACCAAAGCAGGCUGCCUUUGAAGCCUCCAGAAACAGUCAAGGUGCAGAAGAGUGACCACCACCACUGCUGGGACCCCUGUGUCAACUACUGUCACACCCACCACCCUGGGCACUGCAAGACACCCACUUGGAACCAGACGUCUGGACAGGAUUACUGCAAAUCUCUGGUGGCUGCCAACUUCUCGUCUCCCACCAUGAACGCACAGGGCUUCCCCUGCCAGAACUCGAACACGCUACCUCGCAGCUCCCACCCCAUGAGCCCCCGCACCACCAUGCUGAGGAGGAGGCAGAAGAAGAAGGAGCACAAGAGCUCACUGUCACUGGCCUCCAGCACGGUGGGUCCUGGCGGGCAGAUAGUCCACACGGAGACGACAGAGGUGGUGCUCAGGGGAGACCCUUUGAAUGGCUUCGGACUUCAGCUCCAGGGAGGCAUCUUUGCUACCGAAACCCUGUCUUCCCCCCCUCUCGUCCGUUUUAUUGAGCCUGACAGCCCGGCAGAGAGGUGUGGGUUGCUACAAGUAGGAGACAGAGUCCUUUCUAUCAACGGCAUUGCAACUGAGGAUGGGACUAUGGAGGAAGCAAAUCAGCUUUUGCGUGAUGCCGCGCUUACGAACAAAGUGGUGCUGGAGAUAGAAUUUGAUGUUGCAGAGUCUGUCAUACCCAGCAGCGGUACUUUCCAUGUUAAAUUGCCCAAGAAAAGAGGUGUAGAGCUUGGAAUUACAAUCAGCUCUGCAAGCAGAAAGCCUGGGGAGCCUUUGAUCAUCUCUGACAUCAAGAAGGGGAGCGUAGCACAUAGAACUGGCACCUUGGAACCGGGGGACAAGCUGUUAGCCAUUGAUAACAUCCGACUCGACAAUUGCUCAAUGGAGGAUGCUGUGCAGAUUUUAAGGCAGUGUGAAGACCUGGUCAAAUUGAAGAUUAGGAAGGAUGAAGAUAAUUCUGAUGAGCAGGAGACAACCGGUGCUAUUAUCUACACAGUGGAACUGAAGCGAUACGGUGGCCCCUUGGGAAUAACCAUCUCUGGGACGGAGGAGCCUUUCGAUCCUAUCGUCAUUUCAGGCUUGACUAAACGAGGGCUGGCAGAAAGAACCGGAGCCAUCCACAUCGGUGACCGGAUAUUAGCGAUUAAUAACGUGAGCCUCAAGGGCAAACCGCUGAGCGAAGCCAUUCACCUGCUGCAGAUGGCGGGAGAGACGGUCACUCUGAAGAUCAAGAAGCAGUCGGAGAAGUCCUAUCCCAAGAAGUCGGGGAGUAUCAAUGAAGUGAGUGACCCAGAAGAUGAACUGACGGACUCCCAGAAAACUAGCAAGCUGUCUGAGAUGUACUCCACCACAAUUCCUAGCGUGGACAGUGCUAUGGAGUCCUGGGAUGGCUCUGGCAUUGAUGCUGGGUAUGGAAGCCAAGGUACAUACAUACCUCAGGCUGCGGGCAUAGCCCUCCAUCCACAUGAAUGGAGACACAGCAGACAAAAGAGCAGUACCCCUCCAGGGGACCCCAGGAAAAACUACCCCUACAUGGAUGGAAGCUUCAGUGAAGAUGACUGGGACAAGCCCAGCAGAUACCCCAACCGCCAAAAUGGCCUUGAGACCACUCAUGAGGAUAAUUUUUGGCGUGUUUUUGGAGAAGCUUUGGAGGAUUUGGAAACAUGCGGCCAGUCUGAACUUUUGAGGGAGAUUGAGGCAUCCAUCAUGACAGGGAGCGUGCACAACCUGGGCCUGGAGAGCAGCAAGCUGCUCCUGGACUCUGUCAACCCAUCAGGACUAAGUCCAUUGAGGAAAGCAAACUCAAGCUGUGAUGACGGGCAGACUGAGGGCAGCAGUUCUCCUGCCAAGAAGAACGAAAGGAACCUGGACAUGAAGAAGAUUGAGAAGGAGAUGCAGGAAAUCAUGUCCCCUACCCCCCUUGAGUUUCACAAGAUGACACUUCACAAAGACCCAGAGAGCAAAGACUUUGGAUUCAGUGUGUCGGAUGGCCUGUUAGAAAAAGGUGUCUAUGUAAAUAUGGUCCGUCCGGAUGGGCCAGCAGAUCAGUGUGGCCUCAAGCCAUAUGACAGAGUGCUUCAGGUAAACCGCAUCCGGACAAGAGACUUUGACUGCUGUCUGGCUGUUCCCCUGAUUUCGGAGGCUGGAGAUAAGCUGGACCUGGUGAUUAGCCGGAACCCCUUGGCACUGGCUGCCAACGCUCCCCUGGAGGGGAACAGAGAGCUGCCAGCACAGGUGGCCCGUGGCGCCGAGGUCAAGGCGAGUGUCCAGACGCUCUGAGCAGCAGGAGCAGAGCAGGUGGUACCCAGGGCCUCUGCUGAGCCAUUGUGGUAUUUGGGGUGUUUUUCCGGGUUUUUGCACUGGUAUUUGUAAAUGCUGUGUGUACCAUCACCUGCAAGCGGAGAGGUGGGUCCUCAGUGAGCCUGUAGACCGCCAAGUGUUGCUGGGAGGGUCAGAGCUGGAUGCGCAUCGUGGGCUGUGGGCAGCGCUAGCGUUGGGAUGAGCUGCUGAUGGCAGGAAGGAGUAUCCACAGCCAUCACCCAUGGCGAGGCAUCCCUCUGUGCCCUGGUCAUUGGAGUGUGUGGGGUCCCACCUCCGACCAUCCUCCUCACCCUGAAGGCCUUGGCCGUCCUAUAAACACACAUGGUGCUAUUAUGCUUCUUGUUUGCUCGUUAAUUGCGUACAGCAAGACUGAAUCGCCUUUCCUUUUCUGUUGUGCUCAGCUCCAUCCAUUAAAUACUCCCAAUAAAUUGAUUUGCACAGCCCCUUGCACUCCUGGUGCAGAGCUGUGGAGAGCCCUGUUUAAAAGAUAUUUCAAAAUGUGCUUGAGAGUGGCUAGAUGCAAUUCUUUUUCAAAAAUUAGUGUUUGCUGCUGCCUCUUUAUCAGCCCCAUCCACACUCCCUGCCAGGGCUGGCUUGCCCUGCAGUGGGAUGAGGUGCCUCAUCUUGCUGUUGAUUCCUGUGAGCAAUGUGGUUACCUGUGCUGGAGUGGUUACUACAGAGCAGAGGGCUGUACCCAGGGCUAAAGGCCUUGAAUACCUGCCCAAAUCCUCAACCACCUCGUUUGUCUGGGCUUUAUGGAGAGCCCUUACUUGCAAACCUGGCCCGUGCCUGCAAGUCAGUAGCAGGAAAGCGAUCUUCCCAGGGCUGUCCCUGAUGUUUUUGAAUUACUAAAACCUUGUUGUCUCCCCUCAGGCAGUGGCGUGAGAAGCCCUUCAUUAGAUGGAGGCUGUCCCCCCUGUGUCCCACGUGGGCUGUGCGGUGUGUGUGCCCACGCAGGUUUGGCUGCUCGCCCCCGGCCACCCGCCUUUGCCUGUCGCUGGCCUUUCCGUGGCUUUGCAAGCAUGAUGCCCUGUGGUCGCUCCCCUCCCUCCUGAAAGCCCCCAGCCCCACAGGGAAGAGGGGUUGUGAUGUUUGCGUCAGUUCCCUUAUCGGCCUGCCAUGUUUCACGUGUUAGCACUUUAUGAUGAUGUUCAUGUGCUGGUGGUGGUGUGAACCUGGCAUCGCUUUCCCCAGGAAGGCUCGGGCACAGUGGCGGCGAGCCCGCCGCCCCCCACUCACCCCAUCAGUUCCUCCAUCACCAGCUGUGCGCCAGUGGUGCGUGUAGGGUGUUGAAUGGGUGUAUGGCACAAGUUAUUGCUCUGUGAGCCAGGACUCAUCCCUCCACCAUCUGUCCCCGAGCCACUUUGCGACUCCGUCCCUCUGCAAUAGCGCAACGUAUCAGGGUGUUUCUUCCAGACACGUGCCCGGCCCCAUCCUGCUAUUUGUCGUUGUAGCCAUUUUCUCUUCGAGUAUGCAAUAUCCCAUACCAUUGCUGCCACAACUAGAUAAUGUGCCAUAACUGAUACUGUGGAGCAUUGACAGUGCAGCCGAAAGUGUUUUUAUAUGCAAUAUUCUGAGCAGCAGAAGCUCACUGGGGCUUCUUAUAGGUUUUUAAUGAAGACUUUUGUUAAAGGCUUUAAAAAAAAAAAAAAAAGGAAGAAAAACUUGGUCCUUGUAUCCCUUCCUAUGCAUUUUGAAUGAUAUGAAGAUGAAAUGCAUUACUUAAAUGUGUAUUUUUAUCCAUAUAUUAGAGUGUAUUCCUUGUAAAGUAUUUUUAUAUGCUAAUUUUCUUAUGUAUCUAUGAAAGCACAAUAUUUAAAAGUACAGCAUUUCAAAGAAUAUUUUAGUCCUGUUUUGGACUUAUUUGUAAAUCUCUGUAUUUAAAUGGGAUUGCAAUGACUUUGACUUUUUUUUUUAAUUAAAUAAAAGCAAAUGAAAUUCA